Folsomia candida is the source of this 1063-nucleotide messenger RNA. RefSeq lists its product as uncharacterized. The transcript is spliced from 3 exons. Gene Ontology annotation, biological process: DNA synthesis involved in DNA repair; DNA-templated DNA replication. The record is from RefSeq and is a predicted model, not a curated record. Bases 169 to 828 code for a protein of 219 amino acids. Gene Ontology annotation, cellular component: delta DNA polymerase complex. Lineage: Eukaryota; Metazoa; Arthropoda; Collembola; Entomobryomorpha; Isotomidae. Gene Ontology annotation, molecular function: DNA-directed DNA polymerase activity.
ACUCUGAACUUCCAAUUACGAAAACACGUCGUUAUUAUUGUUGUUCUGCUGCUCGUGUGCGUACGUAGUUUGCUCUGUGAAGUUGUCGUUUUCGAUUCGUGGUGAAAAGAGUGAAAACAGCGAAAGAAAUAUAUAAAUUUCCACAAAUUUUCAAAACAGAAGGAUAACAUGGCCCCUGUAAAAAGACGUUUAACUCGGUCAUCUGCAGUUAAAGGGGGAGUCGCAGGUUCGUCAAAGCCGUCUCCAGCGAAAAAGUCGCCACUUCCCAAGCAGCCAUUGAAAGCUCGUCGAGUCAAGAAGAACCAGCCAAGAAUUGAUGAGACUUUGAAAACUGGAAAAAGAGGCCGUCGUGCUAAGAGAGUUUUGAAGCAGAAAGAAAUCGAAGGUGCUAAUAGGACAAACCAAGGCUCAACUUUUACAAUUACUUCUGCUGAAGAUCAAAAGACAACUGCUAAGUUAAGCCAGAGCAGCUCCUCUUCAUCUGAUACGUUGGAGUUUGCUUGCCCAGGAGGAUCGCCAAAUUCCCCUCUCAGGAGCUUGGCAACAGCUCUUGCAGAUUCUGCCAAUGUAGAACCCCGUCUGUUAACAAAGAAGGAGGAAGAGCUCGAAAUUUUACGAGCGUUUGACAUCGAAGCAACGUAUGGAAGUUGUCGAGGAAUGUCUCGCCGAGAGAGAUAUGAGAGAGCUCUGCGGUUCCAGCUGAAACCAAGUCCGUCACCCAGGAUCUUGACUAUUCUAAAUCAGCAUAAGGAUGACCCUAAUUACUAUCUUGACUGGGAGACGUGCAUUUGGGACUAUGGCGAGAUGCGAAGCCGGCUUAGCCGUUGAGCGAGUGAAAAUGAAGAAUUCGGGUAUAAAAACUUGCGUGCUGCGAAAGUCGAUAUUCGUUAGUAGCUUUCCCUUUCUUUAUAGUACUUAUUAACGAUGCUUGCGUUAUCUUCUAGUUGAGUUUAAAGUUAUAUUGAAUGAAAUAUAUGUACCUGAUUCAUAUGUACCUUGUUCAUGUAUGGGUGCUGCAAUGAUACGAAGCUUUAGAUAUCUAAUAAAAUUUUUGUUACUUAAU